CUCACCACCAAAUCCAAAAUCAAUUAAAAAAAAAACCACAAAAUUUCUCAUGGGCUUAAAUCACCACUACAAAGUAUUACUACUAGCCCUUUCAAUUCUUUUGCUAUGGCAUUCCACAAAUGCAAGCGAAGCAACCAAAGGCAGAUGGGACACUCUCCUCAACAGCACCGGUGUGGUGGCAAUGCACAUGGCCUUAACCCACCACAACACCGUCGUAAUGUUCGAUCAAACGGGCCAGGGCCCGACGGGCUACCGUCUUCCGGCCCGACGUAACGGGCCCCGCCGUUACGCCCACUCCGUCGAGUACGACCUCUUGAGGAACAGAAUCAGGCCGAUCGAAAUCGAGAGCGACACCUUGUGCUCGUCCGGCUCGAUCCUGAGCAACGGGUCGUUGAUCCAGACGGGCGGGUUUGGGUCCGGUUCGCGGAGGAUCCGUUUCUUCCGGUCGUGCGGGAACGGCCGUUGCGAUUGGAGGGAGGAGCGGAGCCACUUGUCGGAAGAUAGAUGGUUUGCGUCUAAUUUGAGAUUGCCCGAAAACGAUGAUAGGGUUAUUGUCCUCGGUGGGGACAAUGUGUUCUCUUACGAGUUUGUGCCGAAAAGGGUGCCGAAUGAGAGGCCAUUUAACCUACCUUUCUUGCACAACACUUAUGAGAGAAAUGAAGGGGGCAACAAUCUUUACCCUAUUAUCCACCUCGCUUCGGACGGGAAUCUAUUCGUUUUUGCCAACCGGGAUUCGAUUCUUUUGGACUACAAACGAGACAAGGUGGUGAAAACCUACCCGAGAAUUCCCGGGAGAGGUUCUAGAAGCUACCCGAGCAGCGGCUCGUCGGUGAUCCUCCCUUUAUCUCACAAAAAUAACUUCGACGAAGUCGAAGUCAUGAUCUGCGGUGGUGCCGCCUACGGCGCGUUGGCGGCCGCCCAACGGGGAAAUUUCUUGGCCGCCAAGAGAACGUGCGGGAGGAUGGUGAUCACGGGGCACCACCACCGGUGGGAGAUGGAGAGCAUGCCGGGCCCACGUGUGAUGAACGACAUGAUCGUUCUACCCAACGGGAAUAUCCUCAUCAUUAACGGGGCGAGGCAUGGGUGCUCCGGAUCGAAUUACGGGUCGAACCCUUCUCUCGUACCCUAUCUAUACAAGCCGAAGAGGCCUACGGGGAGCCGGUUUACAACCCUAGCAUCGACGAGGAUUGCUAGAAUGUACCACUCGUCGGCCGUUCUUUUGCCGGACGGGAGGGUUCUCGUCGCCGGGAGUAACCCUAAUCACCAGUACGCCUUCGGGGGCGUUCCACACCCGACGGAGCUCCGUCUGCAGGCGUUCUCGCCUGCGAACAUGGCGAGGGACUUCGAUCACCGCAGGGCCCGCAACGUGACGGUAAAGGGGCGGCGGAACGAAGAGUGGGUAGGGUACGGGGAGGAGUUCGAUGUCGAGUUCUCGUUGAACGAGAAGGUGAGGAGAAACAAUAACGAUGAUCAAGUGGUGUUCACUGCAUACGCGCCGCCGUUCAACACGCAUGGAAUGUCCAUGAACCAGAGGCUGCUUGUACUCAGGUGCAAUAAGUUGGUGAGGGGUGACGGUGGUUUGUGGAGGGCCAAUGUGGUGGCGCCGCCGUCUUCCAAGGUGGCGCCGGCUGGGUAUUAUAUGAUUACUGUUGUUAACGGUGGGAUCCCUAGUAGGUCCCACUGGAUUAGGUUUAUACAUGUUUGAGAGGGAAAACACACCAAAUAACACACACACACACGCUGUGCUUUGUUUGUCACGUGUGAGAGAGGAACAACCUUAAUUAGGAAUAAUGAAUUGGAAUAAAUGCGGUUAUUGUGUUUACUAUUCA
Erythranthe guttata (spotted monkey flower) is the source of this 1829-nucleotide messenger RNA. The record is from RefSeq and is a predicted model, not a curated record. Lineage: Eukaryota; Viridiplantae; Streptophyta; Magnoliopsida; Lamiales; Phrymaceae.